Saccostrea echinata is the source of this 1275-nucleotide messenger RNA. RefSeq names its product acetylcholine receptor subunit beta-type unc-29-like. The record is from RefSeq and is a predicted model, not a curated record. NCBI's taxonomy places the organism in Eukaryota, Metazoa, Mollusca, Bivalvia, Ostreida, Ostreidae. Gene Ontology annotation, biological process: monoatomic ion transmembrane transport; chemical synaptic transmission; regulation of membrane potential. Gene Ontology annotation, cellular component: membrane; neuron projection; synapse. The transcript is spliced from 2 exons. Gene Ontology annotation, molecular function: transmembrane signaling receptor activity; extracellular ligand-gated monoatomic ion channel activity; neurotransmitter receptor activity. The coding region runs from base 1 to 1275 and encodes 424 amino acids.
AUGAAGAAAGAAUCUGCUAGUUUGUGUUUGUUUCUACUGUUGAUCAAUGGAAUGUCGUUAACAUCUGUUCACGGUUUUCUAUAUUCAGACGCUGAAUCUCUUCUUCAGGAUGUCUUUCAAAACUAUUCAACCGAUAUCCGACCAAAAGAAAACCUGUCAGAAGUAUUAGAAGUCUUUAUUCAGUCGAUGAUAUUUUCAGUAAACGAUUUUGAUGAGGUGUCUGGGGUUUUGUCCAUUGUAAGUGGAUUUAUGCUGUUUUGGCAUGAUUUUCGGUUGAUUUGGACACCGAGCAACUAUGGUGAAAUCAAGGAUCUUCCUGUUCCCAAACAGAAACUAUGGGUUCCGAAUAUCUUUUUGAUUGACCCAGCCAAAAAGAUGGAAGCUAUUGGAAAUGAAGACUUCAUAGGUAGAAUUUCUUAUUCUGGUCUAGUGAUAUGGGUACCAGGAGGUCUGAUUCAGACUUUGUGCAACGUCGACAUGUAUAAAUUUCCAUUUGACACACAAUCGUGCUCUUUCACGUUAGCUCUGUGGGGAUAUUCGCCAUUUGAAGCUAGAUUAAUUCCUUAUAACAAUAUGACAUAUGUGGAUACGACUUAUUACUCGGCAAAUGCUCAAUGGUCGUUGGAAGGCACAGUGAUGAAGCGGUCGUCAUUAGGAGAUUACGAUAACUUAAUUGAAUGUCAAUUCAUUUUGAAAAGGAAAUCUCUUUAUUUUGUUAUAAACAUGUUAGUCCCUAUUCUUCUAUUGUCUUUACUCAACCCUCUUGUGUUUGCCCUACCAGUUGAAAGCGGAGAACGUGUGUCUUAUGCUAUAACAAUCUUCUUGUCAUUUGCCGUAUUUAUGACUUUACUCUGCGACAGUAUACCAAAAUCUUCCGAGCCAAUGUCUUUGAUGUCGUACUUCCUAAUAGUUACGAUGUCUAUGAGCACCUUAGUAUGCGUUUUGGCUGUUGUUACAAUGAGGUUUCAUUUCAAAGAUUCCAUAUUACCAAUUUCAGGUAAACAUAUUUUUAUACUAAAUGUUCUGAGACUCCGAUGUCUGUGGCGCGUCUGUAGAAAACGUAAGAAGAAGUCUAAAGACUUCGACAAGUCCGCCAAUUUGGAUGAAGGUUUCGAAAAAAGUAACAUGUCUGGUGACAAAAAUAUGCAAGAUAUUGAAGCAGAAGAGAAAGUCACUUGGAAAAUUUUAGCUGAGGGAUAUGACAGAGUGAUGACGUACUAUUUUUACAUUUUUGUUUUCAUUCAGUGGUGCAUCCUCGUGUUUGCAUUAAUGUAA